Messenger RNA from Thalassophryne amazonica, 3577 nucleotides. RefSeq names its product sperm autoantigenic protein 17 (gene spa17). NCBI's taxonomy places the organism in Eukaryota, Metazoa, Chordata, Actinopteri, Batrachoidiformes, Batrachoididae. The record is from RefSeq and is a predicted model, not a curated record. The transcript is spliced from 6 exons. The coding region runs from base 42 to 2702 and encodes 886 amino acids. Gene Ontology annotation, molecular function: calmodulin binding.
UGUGGCAGUUGUCACAUAAAGCUUAAAUCAUAGAAAAAGCCAUGGCGGUGCCUUUCUCCAGAACUCACCUGCGAGUUCCACGAGGAUUUGGGAACAUUCUGGAAGGACUGUCCAGAGAAGUGCUUCGAGACCAGCCUGAAGACAUCCCAAAAUACGCUGCCCAGUACUUCAGCGGCCUCCUCAAACAACGCGAAGAGAGUGGUGUGGAUCCUGCUGAGUGGGCUGCCAAAUUGGAAGAUGGAUUCUACAACAACCAUCCAUUUGAGGCUGGUCCUUCAGCAGAACCUGAAACAGAGGACAUCAUUUCUCAAGAAACCUCACAUAAGACCCAAACUGUUGAGGAAUCCGAUCAUUCAGCAGAAGCCUUGCCUCUUUCAGUGGUGCCACAUAAAGACUCCGAAGAGGUCGAUAAAACUGUCAACAUAGAUGAAGAAGAAAAGGUGGACAUUAGAGAGAAACACAUUUCACUGGAGGAUGGCCUUUCCGAGGAGGAAUGUGUCAACAGGGUUGCACCUCGUGAUGUACACUUAGAUGAACUGAGUGGGACAGGCCAUGAGAAAAAUGCAGUAAUUACCACACUUGACCAGGUUGACUUGGCAGCUAAUGAAAACCGCAGUAUAUCUCCCCCCAGCACAAAUGUAUUCCAGUCUGAAUUGCAGCAGUCUGACUUAUCACUCAAUGGAGUAUCAAACGUAGAUGUUUGUUCUCAAGAGUUGGGAAUGGCAGCAGGCAGGCAUGAACAAGAGGCUCACCAAGAGGUUGGAGAUAAGGAAACUGGAGAGUCACAAACAACACAAAGUGCUGAAGUUGGAGAGGCAGUGGAUGUAGUUCCACGUGCUGGAUUAGCUGAUGUAAAUGUUUGUGCUGAAGAGCUUCAAAGAACAGAAGACACAAUGGGAGGAGCCUUGGUUGGUGACAAACUCAGUGAUGCACAUGUUAUCAAACAAGAAACGCCUCAUAUGGAAGAAAUAGCUGAUCUGUCAUCACCAUUUCAACCUGAAAAUCCUGAAUGUAGUCAACAGCAACCAGACGAUAUUCCUGUAACAACAGCAGAAAAGAACAAAACAGAGGCCAAAGACAGUUUUGAUGAAACACGUAAAACUGAAGCACCUACUGAUAAUGAACAAAAGCUUCAUAUGAAGGAUGGUCUAGAGGAUCAUGCUACACCAAUGGAGGACUCUUUGGUUGAAGUUUGCUUUAAAGAUGUUCCAGAGGUUGAACAGAUUACUGAAGUUGAGAAAAACCAGUCAGUGGAUAAAGGAUCAGUGGAUUUACAGACCAAGACCUCAGAGAUGCAGGAGUCCCAGCAGGUUUCUGCUGUGGGAACCGAUCAUAAUGUACGUGAUGCCAAAGAUCAUGAGGAGCCCGAAAUGGAAGAGCUGGAGAAGGAUGCCAAGUCAAAAUGGGAGGAAAUGGAAAGUCAGCAAGAGGCUUUUGACAUGAUGAAGGUAGAUUUACAGACAAAGAUCUUAGAGAAGCAAGAUGAUGAGUCCAAACUGGUUUCUACUGUGGGAGCAGAUUCUAAUACAUAUGACACACAAGACCACAGGGAUCCUGAAAUGGAAGAGCAAGAAAAGGAUGCCAAGUCUAAACUGGAGGAAAUGGAAAGUCAGCAGGAGGCUUUUGAUGUGAUGAAGGUAGAUUUACACACCGAGAUCUUAGAGAAGCAAGAUGAUGAAUCCAAGCAGGUUUCUGCUGUGGGGACAGAUCAUAAUACAUAUGAUACACAAGACCACGAUGAGCCUGAAAUAGAAACGCUGGAGAAAGAAGAGUCUAAAUUGGAAGAAAUGGAGAGUCAGCAGGAGACUUUUGAUGUGAUGAAGAAGUUGGACACAAGUGAAUCUGAUUCAAGUGAUGGUGACUACGAUACAAGAGAUGUUAAAGAUUCAUCAUCUCAGUGGAUAACUGAAACAAAAGAAAACCCCUCAGAGGAUGAAACUGAUAAGAAGGAAGAUCAUGACAAGAAAAGUGAAGCAGAACCUCAUCAAGAUGUGGAUUCUGACAAAGAGUCAAAAUGUGAGUCCGCUGAUGCUAAGACCAAAGAAAAAGAGAUGUCUGAUACGGAUGGAGAAGCCAUCCACUUGCAAGAUUACAGCAGUGUGCACGAUACUGCAGGUGGUGCAGAAAACAGUUCAUCACAAGCCGCCCACGCAAAUAUAUCAAUGACAGAACUGGAGGACGAGAGUGAAAGUUUGCAGGUAAGUGCACAGUGUCUGCCAGAAGGGGAAGAGAGAGCACUGAAAGAAACAGAGGUCACUUCAAAGGAACCCGUACUGGAGAAUGAGACUUUAAAGGAAGGACAGGCUGAUUCUGAAGUAGCAGUGCCAAAUGAUCCACACGAUACGGACGACCUCAUCAGAUCCAGUCAUCAUGGUGAUCCAACAAAUUCUGACCUUGGACAACAAAGGCCAGGCCCGUCUGAAAAGGACCCCACACAGCUUGAGGAGGAGUGCAGCCGGCCCCAGGAGGAGGAGGACAUCAUGGACAUCCCCCUGGAUGACCCUGAGGCCAACAGGGCUGCAGCCAAGAUCCAGGCUGGCUUCCGUGGCCACAUGACCCGUAAGAAGAUGAAGCCCGAGGACAAAGCGGAAGGGGAGGAGGUGAGCAGCACUGGGGAGGUGCUCAGCAGCAACAAGGGGGAUACAGAGACAGGAAGAUCGAGGACAGUAGAGAGAGGCGACACAUCUGUGCCAGAGCAGUGAUGCCUCUGUCCUGACCUGGAUGAAAAGAAAAGAUGGAAUCAAGGUAUCGAGAGAUGGCUGGGAUAAGCUGGCUGGGCUGGCUUCAGGCACACCUUUUCACCCCAGGAGUCAUUUUCUUUUUCAACACAAAUUAGCUGUAGAAAAUGGACAGUCUUGAGGGCGUGUCGUUUUGUGAACUCCAGCACUCCUCCUCUGCUUCUCCAGCAGUCUCAUCAGUACGGAUCGCUCUGACCCAGAAUUUGCAACUCACUGCAUGUACUUGUGAAACUUCUGGUUGUGUGCUAGUUUUAGAUGAUGAUCUGUGAAUGUGAAAAUGAAUGUCCUCUUAAUGCUAAACAGGGCUUAUUUUGGAUGGCUCACUUCAAACCAUCUGUGUACAAACUUUGUACGUAUCAGCAUUAUUACAGUUUGCAUAGUUAGUGGCUUCAGCUGUUUUCUGCCUUGUGCGCGUGUCUUGACAAUAACUACUGAUUUUGACUUCAUUAUUGAUUAAAAGGUCCAAGAAGAUGAAGUUAUGUAUGUUUUUAGUCAUUCUCAAUUGCUAUAUUUAGAUUAUAAUUGGCUCACUUAACUGUUUGAUCAAUUCUCUUCACUUUUUCAAGCAUUUUCUAUAAAUCUGAGCUUCCAGAACAGUAAGCAUGCAGUAAUUACACUUAUUCUCACGUAGAUUUAGGACAGCUCUUACCUUGUGACACAUAACAGUAGAUUCAGUUUGCUGUGAUGUUGUGUUUGUGGGUUUAAAUUGUUUGAUUUAUGUUCAAUCAGGUGUAUGAAAUUUCCUUGUCAGAGCUUUCACGCUUGAUUAACAGAUGAGUGGUAACUUGCUGCAUUUUGUUGUAGAAUCAUGGCGCUGCACUAAUAAAAUAACCUAAAAU